This is a messenger RNA of Drosophila erecta, 710 nucleotides long. RefSeq names its product protein TsetseEP. The transcript has 2 exons. Bases 38 to 670 code for a protein of 210 amino acids. NCBI's taxonomy places the organism in Eukaryota, Metazoa, Arthropoda, Insecta, Diptera, Drosophilidae. The record is from RefSeq and is a predicted model, not a curated record.
AGUGUUCAGUAAGAAGUUGAAUCUGCGACUUUUAGCCAUGUUUUCCAAAUUGUCCCUGUUGGCCGUGGUUCUCGCCUUUGGCCUGGUUUCUGGCCUCAGCCUUGGCCUCAUGAUAAAGCCUUCCAAGCUGCAGUUGCCGACCAACAAGAAGAUCCUUGGUCUCCAGCAGCAGACGGAGGAGCUGGCCGCUCGGGAUCCUGGCACAUCGAUAGCCUGCUUCGACUACUACAUACCCCUUAUCAACGGACUGUCGGCCCAGUACGAGUUUGACUACAACAAGUGCGUGAAGGACUACGACUACGCCAGCCAACUGAUCAUUGACGCCUGGAACAGCACUCUCUUCGGCAUCCAGGCUUCUGGGGAUAGUAGCUGCAAAAGCUUUUUCGACUGCUCCUGCAUUGUGGACUCCGUGCUUGCCUUCGAGUGCUUCGCCAAAGUCGGAGCCGAGCAAUCGAAGAUCAUGUACCAAGUGUCGGCAAAUGCCACCGAAGCCGCUGUCCAGAUCAAGAUCCAUUUGCAGACUGUGGAAACCAAGAGGGAAAGCUGCUUCAACUAUGCCGAAAGAGAUUUCGUGGAGGGCACCUCCCUCUACUACGGAGAACUCAACAAGUGCCUCGCUGGAGCUCCGAUCCCGCAGGAUACCACUGAGAAUUGGUUCUAUACCACCUAAAACUUUAAAACUUAAAGUUUAUUAUAAUCAAAUGUAAGGC